Carassius gibelio (silver crucian carp) is the source of this 3094-nucleotide messenger RNA. Its product is annotated as fos-related antigen 1-like. The transcript is spliced from 4 exons. The record is from RefSeq and is a predicted model, not a curated record. Gene Ontology annotation, biological process: regulation of transcription by RNA polymerase II. Gene Ontology annotation, cellular component: nucleus. The coding region runs from base 333 to 1391 and encodes 352 amino acids. NCBI's taxonomy places the organism in Eukaryota, Metazoa, Chordata, Actinopteri, Cypriniformes, Cyprinidae. Gene Ontology annotation, molecular function: RNA polymerase II cis-regulatory region sequence-specific DNA binding; DNA-binding transcription factor activity, RNA polymerase II-specific.
AACACUCAGAACCACCAGUCUGGCGGAAAAACAGAACUGUAUUAUACAUAUCAUAAAGCGUAUUUUUACAUUUAGUCUAGAAUUGUCAGCAAUAUGAACUUUUAAACGAUGACAGAAACUUCUAGACUCCCCUAGAUGUAUCGUGGUGGAUUCUACCGUUUUCCCGCAACAAGGUGGAUUUUUAACUUGCUUUUGAAUUUCGCAUGAACUGUCAGUGAUAUAAGUAGGAGGAACCUUUUUGGGAAAGCAGACAUAGAAAAGUAGGCAGCGACACAGAGUUCAGAGAUUUAAUCAACAGUUUCCUUCGGAUUACUGAAGAGUCACCGGCAUACAUGUACAACUACGGAAACCUGGGCAGAGGAAACGAUCGGACCUUACCAGAUAACAGCUCUGGAUCAGGCUCGAGCUCCGCGACUGUCGCUACAACCGCUGCUACAGCUCAACAACAGCAGCAGAAAUAUUCUGUGGCAGGAUCCAGUCAGUUUGUGCCCAGUCUCAAUGCCAUAACUUCAAACCAGGACCUUCAAUGGAUGCUUCAGCCCUCCGUUCUAGGCGCCCCGGGACCAUCCAGGGCACCAUCUUACUCACUGCCACCAAGAAUCCCAUAUAUGACUCCUCAACUUUCCCAAUCACACAUGUCCCGGCCAGGUGUAAUUAGACCAGCUACAGCUGUUGGCAGCUCAACAAGAAGCAGUAAUGAUGAACAUUUAUCCCACGAGGAACUUGAGCGGCGCAGAAUUAGAAGGGAACGUAAUAAAAUGGCUGCUGCAAAGUGCAGGAAUCGUCGACGCGAACUGACUGACACAUUGCAAAGUGAAACUGACCAGCUAGAGGAUGAAAAAUCUCGUCUGCAGAAGGAGAUCGCCGAGCUUCAGAAGCAAAAAGAGAAGCUUGAGUUGGUGUUUCAAGCCCACAGACCCAUCUGCAAAGUCCAGGACUCGGACUCGGACUCUGACUCCAGCAAUGACAUCCCGACGCUGAGUGGAAUCAAGAUUGAGUCUGUGGACCCUGAUCUUCCUGGACCCUCCAGAGAAUCAAAGAUUCACGCCAAGCCUAAUAGACCCCAGCACAAAAUUACCAUCCCACCUCCAGCUUCAUCCAUAUCCUCAGUUACCAGUGCACCUCUUGAAUCAGAGUCUCUCCAUACUCCUGUCCUCAUCUCCACUCCAUCUCUAACCCCUUUUACUGCCAGCCUGGUCUUCAGCUACCCCUCUUCUUCACAGGAUACCCGCUCUGCGACUUCAUCCCAAGCUCUCAAUCUCACCAGCUCUCAAAGUACCAGCCAGUCUUCUCAUAACCCUCAGCCGUGUGGCGUCGCUCAUCGCCGCAGCAGCAGCAGUGGAGAUCAGUCAGAUCACUCUCUCAAUUCACCAACCAUCCUCACCCUUUAAUUUCUCAUCUGCUGGAGGGAGAAGUGAUUCCAAAAGUGUCCUUACUACUACAUACAAGCAUAUAUGCUUUUACUUGUGUAUUCUGUUUAUCUUUAUUCAUGGCAGUUAUCAAAUAACUUAAAUGCACUAUAAGAAUAGAGAAGCACGAGUUAAAGGUGAUGUGUGUAACCUCAAUAUAGUAAGGAGACCCAACUAUGCCGUUCGUUAACUGAUUAGUAAUACUCUACAAACCUAGAGCGUGAAUUUGGAGGUCUGUUUGACCUGUUCGUUCAAUGGAUAACAUAUCGUGUAAGUGUUCAGGAAAAGGUAUUUUUGCAUUUCAUUUGGCAACGUUUUUAAGGAUGUGUAGUGCAAAACGAAAGCUCUGACCAUCCUACAUACGAAGUAGACUUACAUUUUUACAGCACAUAUGUAUAUAACACUGAAAAGAAAACUGACUGACUUUUAAGUCGUAACAUUUUACUGUAGUGGCAUUAAUAAUAGUAUUAUUGAUUUAUAAUCAUUUACUUCAACUACAUAUCUAGUAUAUUGGUGUCGGUACUGUAGCAGUUAAAAACUGGCCUGCUAGCAAAAGGUUUAGAGGUUGCUUUGGGGGUUUGAGAGUUAGAGCACAGUGUAGUCUAUCAUCAGUAUGCUUUUCAGGAAGGAAUAUCAGUUACUUCAGGAAAGCGAUUUUUAAAGCUGUCUAUUACGUUAUUUAUUAUCAUGUUACCAAUUUUAAAAAUGUGGAUUUAAAUUUUUUACGUAAUGAUUGUACUGUCUUGCUAUGCACAUGUUUGUGGAUUUAAUGUAAUGUCUUGUUAUUUUAUGUUUAAUCUUGGUUUUAAGAAAUGCUGCGUUAUAGUUACAGUGUAUGCUGAAUAAGCUAGUUUUAAAGAAACUGAAGGGAUGCAGCCUAAACCUGGUUCUUUACAUACAAUGUCUGCAACACCACAACCCAACACUGAGAAUGUGCACUUCAAUGACAGUUCACUGUUACGCUGGUUACAAAAAUGAUAUUUUAACUUCAUGAAACACUUCCACUGUUACUAUACUACAGGAUGUUUCCUCUACAAGUGCAAAGAUGUGUGAUUUACAGGCCAGUAGAAGUAAAUUCUAUAUAAUUUAUACUGUACUGAGUACACCAUGUUAGACUCUACUAUUGCUUGACCACAUAUAGAUUUCUAUGUAUUUUUGAAAACAAGAUAUUUUUUAGUGAUUUGACAUUGGUUCCUUUAAUAAGGAGACAUGUUGCAUGCUAUUUUACAUCUAUUAAAACAAUUACUGAAAAUAUGUGCUGCUAUUGGGAAUACAAAACAAUGUUAUGACCCUGAGCUGAUCUGUAACAUACUAGAGUGCCUUAAAAUGUGGACUUCUAUUGAAUUCUAUACUGUAUGAAACAUGUAAGUUGAAGCUGACAUGUAGCCCCCUUAAGAGACUCUGUUUGUGGCUUAUUGCAGGGGGCACAUAGAUAAAUAAUAUGGCAAUGAAGUAAAUGUUUAGCAAGUUAUAUAAUAGAAAAAUAGUCUCUCAAAGCUCACAGGGGUACAGAGGGAGGAAACAAGGGUUUCAGCACACAGUUUCCUCCUAGGAUGUCCUGAUGACAAAAAUGUUUAAUGAGUCACAGAUCUGAAACCAAUUGUUAAACACUUUCCUCUAACAGUGUUGAUCUUUAAUUGUUGUACAGCAAAUUAAAACAAAUAAAGUUCUGCUCAGGAUAAACA